UUUGAAAUUGCUGAGUUGUGCAAAAAUGACUGUUAUUGAUGAGAAUUUCCCGGCGGGGAUGCGUGUUCUUGCUGUUGAUGAUGACCCAACUUGCUUGAAGUUAUUGGAAACUUUACUCAGAAAAUGCGGCUAUAAUGUCACUACAGCGAGCCAGGCAAGGGUUGCGUGGGAGAUGAUCAGUGAAAACAAUGACAGAUUCGACUUGGUGAUUAGUGAUGUCUACAUGCCCGACAUGGAUGGCUUUAAGUUUUUGGAACUUGUUGGUCUUAAAUUGGAUAUACCGGUUAUCAUGUUGUCUGCAGAUGGUGAUCCCGAGCUCGUACUUAAAGGGGUUAACAAUGGUGCUUGUGACUAUUUGGUGAAACCUAUUCGGAUUGAAGAGCUGAGUAACAUUUGGCAGCAUGUAGUAAGGAGAAUGAAGUGCAAGCCUAAGAGCCAGAAUAAUCAAGCCAAUGCUCAUCAGGCAAUUGGAGAAGGUCAUGGGUCUUCAUCGGCAGGAAAUACUGACCAAAAUGAAAAAUGUAAUAGAAAGAAAAAGGAUGAUGAAGAUGAGUACGAUGGUAAUGAUGAUGAAGAUGAAGACAACAUGCCACGCAAGAAACGCCGGGUUACCUGGACUAAGGAGCUUCACAUGAAGUUUCUCCAAUCAAUUAGUCAGUUGGGAAUUGAAAGGGCCGUUCCCAAAAGAAUAUUGAACUUGAUGAACGUUGAAGGCAUUACCCGGGAAAAUGUGGCGAGCCAUCUCCAGAAGUAUAGGGGUUACCUGAAAAAAAUUAAUCCUGCAACCGAACAAGCAAGCAUGGAUAAUGAUCCCGGUGUCAUGAGUAUGGGUUCAUUGGAUGGUUUUGUUGGAGAUUUUAGUGGAGCAAGACCAACAAAUGUUGCAUUAUCACCUUGCACGGGUGGCAUGCUUGGUCGAGUAAACAGUCCUGCUAAUGUGAAUAUUCAUAACUUUACUCAUUCCACUCUAGUCCAUCCAAGUCAAGUUCAAAACGUGAGCAACUCCAUCGAUUCAGUUGGGGAAAUGCGUCACGUCCUUCCAACUUCCAAUCGAAAUACAAGUUUAUUUCAUGGAGUUCAGCUGUCUCUGGAAUUGGAUCAGUUGCAGCAUAACAAGGGAAAUGCAAAUUUCGAUAGCAUCAACAACUCGAGAAUGUCAGUUGCAACGCAACAAGGGCAAUGGAGUUCAACUGUAAUGGCUCCCAUGAAUAAUCCGCAGAUGCUGCAUGGAAAUGCGAGUAGUGGAGGGUUUAUUAAUCAGGACUUACAGAACAACCCUAUUGUUCUUUCUUCUGGCUUUGAAGUUUCUAGAGAAAGGCAGUGCCAGGUAGGGUCGACAGGCGAUGUGCAGAAUAUGGCCCAAUGUUGGGCAGAACAAGGUCAGGGUAGCGGGAAGAUGGAUAUGUAUACUGGUGGCGGAUCAAGCGUUGGUGCUUCAGCUCUUGUGCAGCAGAAUGGAAAUCUGGCAACAGAAUCCACAUCAUGUUCUAACGAGGACUUGCUCUUCUCCGAGCAUCCAAAGUUACUGCCAGGAUAUACUCCUCAAGGUUAUGAUCCGCUGGAUGAACUGGUGAAUGUUAUGCUCAAGCCGCAAUAAGAUGAAGCUGUGCCAGAUGAUGAGCUUGCGUUUGCUAAUCAAUCGUUUGGGGCAGGCACGCAGUAGGAGCUCUCUUCAAGGCUUUAUCUAUAUUCAAAAUUAUCAUUUUUCUGAUAGAUCCCUUUU
Molecule: messenger RNA, 1723 nt
Organism: Salvia splendens (bonfire salvia)
Lineage: Eukaryota; Viridiplantae; Streptophyta; Magnoliopsida; Lamiales; Lamiaceae
Product: two-component response regulator ARR12-like
Exons: 7
Coding region: 26-1597 (523 amino acids)
Biological process (GO): cytokinin-activated signaling pathway; phosphorelay signal transduction system
Molecular function (GO): DNA-binding transcription factor activity; DNA binding
Source: RefSeq, a predicted model, not a curated record